Molecule: messenger RNA, 1569 nt
Organism: Salvia splendens (bonfire salvia)
Lineage: Eukaryota; Viridiplantae; Streptophyta; Magnoliopsida; Lamiales; Lamiaceae
Product: retinitis pigmentosa 1-like 1 protein
Exons: 2
Coding region: 1-1569 (522 amino acids)
Source: RefSeq, a predicted model, not a curated record
AUGAUACGAUCGCUGAACAAAGAGGUAGACCCUGCUUCGGUCUUAGCCCAAAUAGAAGCCACUCCACCACCUCCUGCCUCCAUGCAACAAAUCCAUUCUAUUCCACCGUCCACCAGCGAUCCUGAAAUCUCGGAAACAAAUAGUGAGGGGACAUUGGAGUUAAACGAGGCUGAGAGGGAGGGGGAAAUGAGAAUAGUUGAAGCAGUGGAGCAGGGAGAAGAGGUCGACCAACAUCGUGUAACUGCUGAUAGAGAGAAGGAAGAAACUAAGAUGAACACUGAGGAACAUGGUGCUGAGGGUGUUGCUACUAUGGAAGCAGAACAAACAUUGCUUACUACAGAGGAGGUAGAGAGGAAACUGGCUUUAACUAUGUCUGAAGCCAAAAGAAUGGAAUUGGAUGUUGAUGCACAGGAUUUUGAGAGAGGUAUGGAGAUGAAUAAGGAGGAGAACCCUACUGAGAGGGUGGAAACAAGCCCCGCUGAGGGCAUUGCAACAAGCAUAACUGCACUGGAUCGUAGGGAGGUGGUGAUUGUGACGGAUGAAGAGGAUAAUACUGAAAAGGUGCUUCCCGGUGAUGAGGCUGCUCGACCAAAGGCUGCUGCCGUCCUGACUUAUCAGCGGAGGCCAGCCAGAGAAGAGACCUCGGGAAAGAGGUGUGAAGGGGAACAACUGAGGGAAACCCCUAGACAGAGAAUAAGGGAAAAUGUGGAUAGCCCAGCAAGAAGUGCGGCUGGAGCCUCACAACAUAGAAUGAGACUCCUGAUUGAUGAAGAACCGGAAGAGAAAGAUGAUGUCAUUUUCGCACCUACGGACGCGCAGCCUAGCUCUGAGAAGCCAGAACCGCUUGCCGAGGUAGAGGAAAAUGAAAGAGAAAGGAGAAAGCGGAAGAUAAAGGGGAAAGCCAUCGCUAUCCCAGUGAAAAAGAAGGGGCGGAGGCCAGCCAGAGAAGAGACCUCGGGAAAGAGGUCUGAAGGGGAACAACCGAGGGAAACCCCUAGACAGAGAGUAAGUGAAAAUGUGGAUAGCCCAGUAAGAAGUGCGGUUGGAGCCUCACAUCAUAGAAGGAGACUCCUGAUUGAUGAAGAACCGGAAGAGGAAGAUGAUGUCAUCUUCACACCUACGGACGUGCAGCCUAGCUCUGGGGAGUCAGAACCGCUUGCCGAGGUAGAGGAAAGUGAAAGAGAAAGCAGAGAGCGGAAGAUAAAGGGGAAAGCCAUCGCUAUCCCCAUGAAAAAGAAGCCAAGGCAGGCCUCAUCAACCUUGGUGAUUCGAGAAGAAAGGCAGGAGGCCGACGAAGAUGAGGCGCUGAGGUUGGUGCGCAGCUCUAAGCGAAGGCAUUAUGGGGUGAGGAGUGCGACUGAGCGGGGACCUGAGAUGACCGGAGUACAUUUCGAGAGGAUGCAUGUCCGUCUGGACAACAAUUUGUUAGGACGAAUGAUCACAUUCGACGAUCCCCAAACAACAAAGGAGUGUGCAGCAAGGGUAGAGUCGAGCAAGAAAGCAAGGUCUGGAAGGCAGCUGCACCAACUCGCCCUGGAGAAGCUACAAGGAGUAGGAGAAUUCAUGUAG